AUGGUAAAGAAAGACGCGAAAAUUUCUCCAGCCGUUGCAAGUUCUAUCAAGAAGGCUACAGGAACCAGCACAAGCUCGAGUACCGGCACUUUAGCCAGUGCAACUCCUAAUUCAAUUAGCCAACCUAUCACUGACUUAGUGAACGCAGUUAAUACUACAUACAAAUCAUACAUCAAUAGUUUAACUCCAAGAUUGCAAUUAAUAGAUGUCUUUUUAGCAUUUUUAGUAUUAUUGGGGAUUUUACAAUUCGUGUAUGUGAUUUUGAUUGGAAAUUUCCCAUUCAAUGCAUUCUUAGGUGGAUUCAUUUCAUGUGUUGGUCAGUUUGUAUUGACUGUUAGUUUGAGGUUACAGUACGAAAAUCUGACUUCUGACAAAACUGAAACAUCAAUUGACGAAAUUGAAGCUGAAGAAGAAAAAUCUGAAGAUGCACCAAAGUCAAAUUCUCUUUUCGAGAGCAUUAGUCCAGAGAGGGCUUUUGGUGAUUAUAUAUUUGCCAGCUUGAUUUUACAUUUCAUUGUGUAUCACUUUAUCAAUUAG
Messenger RNA from Dujonia railenensis, 537 nucleotides. Lineage: Eukaryota; Fungi; Ascomycota; Pichiomycetes; Serinales; Debaryomycetaceae. The record is from the annotation of a GenBank genome assembly.